CACGGUAGUCUCUAAAGACUUGACUCUGACUCUGUGAUCAGCGUCAGCGUUUAACUUUAAGCUCUCCCUCGCAAAUGCACGACAUGUCAACCUCGCCGUUUCUUCGAAGUAAAGUACAUCUGCCUCACUCAAAAAUGGUGGAGCGCCAGUGUCAGGUGCAAAAGCAGCUUUUUCUCAUUCAAAGCGCACCAUAAGUACGUAAGAUGACGAUGGUGAGGAGCGAUGUGGUUAUUUGUUCCAGCUCUGGCUGUUGCUGUUGCUGGCCUCCGUGCGUGGUGGCGUUGGAACACAACUUCGAUGGAGGCCCAAUCAGCGCGGGAUUGGGACACUCCACAAGCUUUCCUACUUCUGGGUGGUGACAGGGAGAGGGAGGCCUUGGCAGCCUGCAUGUUUGGCAAGCUCUUAGAACAGACACCGCUGUGCUGGCCUGUCUAUGUGAGCUCCGCACACGAGGACAUCCUUGAUGUAAUGACUCGAUGGGGGGUGGUGCCGCCUCAGUUGAUCAUCGAUGACAGAGCGCUCGACACGGUGACGAACUUCACGAGUCUUCUUGGUGACUUCCGAAGAAGGAAAAUCAGCCAUCUGUGGCUUGUCACCUCAGACUACCACAUGCCACGAGCUCAUGCUGUGGCUCGUAUCCUCCUUGCUGGCCAUGGUGUCGCUCACUCAUGCCUCAGUCUUCCUUGCAGUGCCAACGCAGAUUCGAAACUCGUCAAGUCAGAAACACGAGCACGGAUAGCACGAGAUCAGCUUCGGGCAUACUUGUGGCUAUCAACAGGUUUCCAUGGUGCUGAUUUUCUCCGUUUCACAAAACCUUCACGGUACAGGCACCACAUAUUGAGACAAUCUAGAGGUUCGCUGGCUCGCUGAGCAUUCGCAUUGACUUUGUGCGUAUCUAUCAGCUCAGAUUCUUAAGGCAUGUGCCUCACCCCAGAACAACAGCCUUCGGUGCAUACUAUAUCUUAGGAUCGGGGUGCAAUGAAGGCCAAUAAGCGAUCCGGACCUGGUUGGGUUGCUAUCAUGCAGAUACUAAGCCUCAGCGAGGUCAUCAAGUUCAAUCGAAUCCAUCUGAUCACUUAUGAAUGGAUGACAUACAUUCUCCGGC
Klebsormidium nitens is the source of this 1105-nucleotide messenger RNA. The record is from the annotation of a GenBank genome assembly. NCBI's taxonomy places the organism in Eukaryota, Viridiplantae, Streptophyta, Klebsormidiophyceae, Klebsormidiales, Klebsormidiaceae.